Messenger RNA from Perkinsus marinus ATCC 50983, 308 nucleotides. RefSeq lists its product as hypothetical. NCBI's taxonomy places the organism in Eukaryota, Perkinsozoa, Perkinsida, Perkinsidae. The annotation marks the transcript as partial. The record is from RefSeq and is a predicted model, not a curated record. The transcript has 2 exons.
GAUCACCAGAGUCACUCGAAGGAGUUUCUGAGGUCGUCUUGACCACAGACGACGCGGUCGUUGGAGAAAAUUGUGCAAUUUGUAUGGAAGAGUACAAAGUAGAGGAUGAAUGUUACAAGCUUGCCUGUGGUCACUAUCUCCACAAAGAGUGUGGACGUCGAUGGUUGCAAAGAGCCCCCACAUGUCCAAUCUGUCGAGCCAAGCUAGCCUCUCAUGACGAGAGCUCCGAAAAUGGCCAUUCGGAGUCAUCGACCUUCUCUGACGGUCGAUUCACUCGACAUUAUGAAUCUAGUAGUAACGGCUUUUCU